Messenger RNA from Bombus pyrosoma, 654 nucleotides. RefSeq lists its product as uncharacterized. NCBI's taxonomy places the organism in Eukaryota, Metazoa, Arthropoda, Insecta, Hymenoptera, Apidae. The coding region runs from base 1 to 654 and encodes 217 amino acids. The record is from RefSeq and is a predicted model, not a curated record. The transcript has a single exon.
AUGGCCCACGCUGACCAAAUCAGCACCCUGCGGCGUAGACGGAGCGCCUUCAUCGGUCGCAUGACGCUCACAAAGCGUGAACGCAACGACUAUGAGGCAAACGGACAGGUGGAUAAAUACUUCUUGGCAUCUUGCCACCAGGCGUUCAAAAAGAACUGGAGGAAAAUAAUGGCAGUAAAAGACGAGUUGGAGGGGUUGGACGCGGAGGAAUCUGAACGUCUAGUCCCCAUAUCUCAAGAACAUCGCGUCCUUGAAACACGCAUAUUGAAUCUCAUCGAGCAAUCGCAGACCUCCAUCCGGUCGAGACGCCCAAAACGCGAAUCAAUCACCGAAUCCGAACCGACGCCGAUUAAACUACCGGAUAUCCUCCUGAUUAAGUUCAGCGGCCACAUCGAAGAAUGGGAAUAUUUUUACGAUACAUUCACGGCCAAUGUGGACUGCAGUGAAAAUCUCACACUGGCCCGAAAGUUUCAAUAUCUCCGAUCAUGCGUAACUGGCACAGUCGCACGAAGCAUCCGGUCGUUGGAAGUCACAGCUACUAAUUACCCGGUCGUACUUAAGUUGUUGAAAGAAGAAUUUGACUAUCAUCGUCUGCGGCGCUGGGAAUUUAUAAAAUAUCAUUCGAAAAUCACCUGGAAACUUCAGAAGCCAUAG